AGCUACAAUUUACUAAUUCUUCAUCAUGGGCUACGAAAAUAAGCUUACUGCCCCUGCUCUCAAGUUCAAAAACUUUCUUGACAAGUUCCCAAAACUUCACAAUGUCUACAUUAUCUCUAUGAUUUCAUGUAUUUCUGGUUUGAUGUUUGGGUUUGAUAUCUCUUCGAUGUCUGCCUUUAUUGGUACCCCAUCUUAUGUCCACUACUUCAAGACUCCAAACUCGGCCAUGCAAGGUUUCAUCACCGCCUCCAUGUCUUUGGGUUCCUUUGUUGGUUCUCUCUUGUCUUCCUUUGUCUCUGAACCUUUUGGAAGACGUGCCUCUCUUUUCAUUUGUUCCAUUCUUUGGAUGAUUGGUGCUGCCAUCCAAUCCUCUGCUCAAAACACCACCCAAUUGAUUUUCGGUCGUCUUAUCUCUGGGUUUGGUAUGGGUUUCGGUUCCUCGGUUGCUCCUGUCUACGGUUCUGAAUUGGCCCCAAGAAAGGUUAGAGGUCUUAUUGGUGGUUUGUUCCAAUUCUCCGUCACCCUUGGUAUCAUGAUUAUGUUUUUCAUUUCCUACGGUUGUGGUAAGAUUACUUCUGCCGCUUCUUUCCGUAUUGCUUGGGGUAUUCAAAUCAUUCCAGGUCUUAUUUUGUUCUUUGGUUUGUUCUUUGUUCCUGAAUCUCCAAGAUGGCUUGCCAAGCAAGGUUACUGGGAUGAAGCUGAGAUUGUUGUUGCCAACACUCAAGCUAAGGGUAACAGAGAAGACACUGAUGUUUUGAUUGAAAUCUCCGAAAUUAAGGAACAAUUGAUGCUUGAACAUGACGUUAAGGCUUUCACCUUUUCCAAGUUGUUCUCCAAGAAGUAUCUCCCACGUACCGUUGUUGCUGUUUCCGCUCAAAUCUGGCAACAAUUGACUGGUAUGAAUGUCAUGAUGUACUACAUUGUCUACAUUUUCGAAAUGGCUGGUUACUCUGGUAACGCCAACUUGGUUUCCUCUGCUAUCCAAUAUGUCUUGAAUGUUGUCAUGACCAUUCCAGCUCUUUUCGUUAUGGAUAAGUUUGGUAGAAGAUAUGUCUUGUUGAUUGGUGCCGUUUUCAUGAUGGCUUUCCAAUUUGGUGUUGGUGGUCUUUUGGCUACUUACUCUGUUCCUUUCCCAGACAGUGGUAGUGACUCUGUUACUAUUAGAAUUCCUGACAGCAACAAGAGUGCCGCCAAGGGUGUCAUUGCCUGCUGUUACUUGUUUGUCUGUUCCUUUGCUGCCUCUUGGGGUGUCGGUAUCUGGGUCUACUGUGCUGAAGUUUGGGGUGACAAUGUCUCGAGACAAAGAGGUGCCGCUUUAUCCACUUCUGCUAACUGGAUUAUGAACUUUGCCAUUGCCAUGUUUACUCCAUCUGCCUUUAAGAACAUUACCUGGAAGACCUACAUUAUCUACGCUGUCUUCUGUGUCUGUAUGUUUAUCCACGUUUUCUUCUUUUUCCCAGAAACCAAGGGUAAGAGAUUGGAAGAAAUUGGACAAUUGUGGGAAGAAAACGUUCCAGCCUGGAGAUCUAGCUCUUGGCAACCAACCGUUCCUUUGUUGUCUGACAAGGAAUUGGGUAACAAGAUGCAAGUUGAACACAGUGAAGGUGGUGAAGAGAUGUUGCGCUCUACCGACUCUCACUCUGAAGCUAGUGAAACCAAGGAAGAACACGCUUGAAGCGAAUAAUCCUGUCAUUUUACACUUUUCUAUUUUUUUUUAAUUCCCCCUCCACUCUUAUGAUUCACGAUACUACGAAAUCUAGAAAGUUAACUUCAUACCUAAUACACGAAUGAAUACUUAUAAUAAAAA
Messenger RNA from [Candida] anglica, 1807 nucleotides. NCBI's taxonomy places the organism in Eukaryota, Fungi, Ascomycota, Pichiomycetes, Serinales, Debaryomycetaceae. The record is from the annotation of a GenBank genome assembly.